AUGUGUUCCCAGCUGGGCUCCUGCCCCCGGACUCAAGCGGUCAGCAGCAGCGUCAGCGACCUGGCCCUGCCAGCCGAGGAUGGAGACAAACACUUCCCGCCCCUCCAAGUACCUGUUUCACCCUACUUCACAGUGUUGGCGGAAGGAUUAACAAGAGAGCACGUGAAAAAUACAGAGAGGUGUGGCCUGCGUCUCACUCAUCCUUAUAUCCUGGAGCUCAGCGCAGAGUCUGCCAUGGAGGAGGCUCUUCCAGGGGCCUCCAGACAAACCACUGUCCUGACAGCCAUGACCAAGCGGGAAAGGAGCUGGGCCGGGGGCUCCAGGUCGGCGACCACGUGCCAUCCCCAGACCAGCACUCGCCGGGGGCUCCCGGAGCCGGAGAACAAAGCGCCCGGCGCUGGGCCAGAUGCAGAGCGGAGUGCCCCUAGCCCCGCGCUCGCGCUCUGCGCCUGCGCCCGGCUGGCGCUAAGCCAAGGGCUGGGCCAGGAGAUUGACAAUGCCCGUCUUGCUGCUGAUGACUUCAGAGUCAAGUAUGAGACGGAGCUGGCCAUGCGCCAGUCUGUGGAGAAUGACAUACACGGGCUCCGCAAGGUCACUGAUGACACCAGUGUCACCCGGCUGCAGCUGGAGACUGAGAUCGAGGCUCUCAAGGAGGAGCUGCUCUUCAUGAAGAAGAACCAUGAGGAGGAAGUAAAGGGUCUACAAAACCAGAUUGCCAACUCUGGGCUGACUGUGGAGUUGGAUGCCCCCAAACCUCAGGACCUCUGCAAGAUCAUGGCAGAUAUCCGGGCCCAGUAUGAUGAGCUGGCUCAGAAGAACCGAGAGGAGCUGGACAAGUACUGGUCUCAGCAGAUUGAGGAGAGCACCACAGUGGUCACCUCACAGACCGCUGAGAUAGGAGCUGCUGAGAUGACCCUCACAGAGCUGAGGCGCACCGUCCAGUCCCUGGAGAUCGACCUGGAUUCCAUGAGAAACCUGAAGGCCAGCUUGGAGAACAGCCUGAGGGAAGUGGAGGCCUGCUACGCCAUGCAGAUGGAGCAGCUCAACGGAGUCCUCCUGCACCUGGAGUCAGAGCUGGCCCAGACCCGGGCAGAGGGGCAACGCCAGCCCCAGGAGUACGAGGCCCUGCUGAUGAAUGUCAAGGUCAAGCUGGAGGCUGAGAUCAAUACCUACCGCCACCUGCUGGAAGAUGGGGAGGAUUUCAGCCCUGGCGACGCUCUGGACAGCAGCGACUCCAGGCAAACCAUCCAUAAGACCACCGCCCUCCGGCUUGUGGAUGGCAAAGUGGUGUCUGAGACCUCAGACACCAAGGUUCUGAGGCACUGA
This is a messenger RNA of Rangifer tarandus platyrhynchus (Svalbard reindeer), 1326 nucleotides long. NCBI's taxonomy places the organism in Eukaryota, Metazoa, Chordata, Mammalia, Artiodactyla, Cervidae. The record is from the annotation of a GenBank genome assembly.